AUGGGUCAUCCACCGAUGAUAUGUGUUGCUCAAGAUACAUGUAAAGGCAAAGCAAUCGAAGAUCCAAUAUUGCUUAAAAAAUUAUUAGAAUUAUCUGAUAACAAGACAGAGCAUUUACCUGGUCUAUUACCUUUUGUACCAGGCAUGCCUGACAUUUCAACACAAAAUAUUGCUACUGAAUUAGGUCUUAUCAAUGAACAAAUAUUUCGAGUGGACGUUGCCGAUAUUCUUCCAAAAGAUAAGAAACGAAAAUCAAACCAAAAGACAAUACCAUCAAUUAAACGUACUGCACUAUCGCUUGUACCUGCGUAUUGUAUUACAACACAUAAAAGCCAAGCAGUCUACGUACCACUCUCUCGUGUAAAACGUUUGAUUGAUUUGACCAUUUUGCGCCCAUUCGAUUAUAAAAUUUUACUUAUGAAACCAAAUAAAUCUCAAGUUGCUGAAAUAGAACGACUUGAUCAACUAUACAUGAAGACACGAUUGCGUUUUUCUGAAUGGUUUCAAUAA
Adineta ricciae is the source of this 510-nucleotide messenger RNA. NCBI's taxonomy places the organism in Eukaryota, Metazoa, Rotifera, Eurotatoria, Adinetida, Adinetidae. The record is from the annotation of a GenBank genome assembly.